Molecule: messenger RNA, 138 nt
Organism: Peronospora matthiolae
Lineage: Eukaryota; Oomycota; Peronosporomycetes; Peronosporales; Peronosporaceae
Source: the annotation of a GenBank genome assembly
AUGCUAGGAGACCUGUCCGAAAGGAUGAACCGGAUGGAGGUCUCCCAGAGAGAGCAAGGCGGCAAGAACUGGCAGGGCUCACCCGAGUCGAGUAUCGCCAGUCGGCAACAGGAGGUCGGGGCAGGGAUUGGUCUUUAG